Sarcophilus harrisii (Tasmanian devil) is the source of this 2004-nucleotide messenger RNA. It is a transcript of the gene RNFT2, whose product is annotated as ring finger protein, transmembrane 2. Gene Ontology annotation, biological process: positive regulation of ERAD pathway. NCBI's taxonomy places the organism in Eukaryota, Metazoa, Chordata, Mammalia, Dasyuromorphia, Dasyuridae. Bases 460 to 1803 code for a protein of 447 amino acids. The transcript has 11 exons. Gene Ontology annotation, molecular function: ubiquitin protein ligase activity. The record is from RefSeq and is a predicted model, not a curated record.
GUUUUUUAUUUCCUCGGAUGCGGCUACGGCCCAUCCCCCACCGCACCUCCUCCCCCAUCUCCUCCCCGCCCCGGGAGCCGGCCGAGGUCUGUGCGUGCCCGGCUUGCGGGGAGAGAGCCCUGGGCACCUGCAGCUGAAAAUGCAACCUGGCUGCACGCCCACGCCGCGGCACCGGCAAGAGAUGCUUGAUACGUGCAUGCCCUGAAAUGCAGCAACGCAAAGACCCGCGGGGACGGAUUAAAACGUUGCAUGGGCCGGAGGCCACGGGGCAGCCUUUCUGGGCUCACCUGAGCAGCGAGUGUCUGCGGAGAAGAAAAAAAGGAGGAAGGGAAGGUCUGCUCUUGCUGGGGUCUACCGGUGUUCCCUGUCACCAUUCCCGCAACUUUGUCUUCAGGGGUGAACACCCCACUGGUCCUGAAUGCCACCUACAGGUCCCACCGUCAUGGGGCUCUAAAGUCCAUGUGGCUAACAACUCUGAACCAGGUAUUAAGAAAGAUGCAGAGGCGGCACAGCAGCAACACUGAGAGCGCACCCCCUGAAAGGAACCGAAGCCAGACCCUCAGCUCUGAGACCAGUGUGGAUGAAGGCGGUGUCUUCGAAGGUCUGAAGCUCGAAGAUUCUUCCCCUCCACCCAUCUUCUCUGGAUUAGCAGGUCUGCAGUCAGGUACCCUCUCAGCCACCCCGUUCCAGUCAGGCUUGGUUCUGGGCUCAUCCCCUGGAGGUGGGGAGGUUUUCAUACAGAUGCCGGCUUCCCGAGAAGAAGGGACCAGCCGGGGAGAGAGCGGGACCUUCCACCACCGACCAGCCUCCCAUCACUUCCACCAUGGCCACCACCGGGGAAGCUCCCUGUUGCACGUGGGUAGUGACCGGCAUGGACAUGGGGAAGAAGGUGGUGAAGACCAGCCAGGGACGCCGGCCCCAGCCCUCUCAGAACUCAAGGCGGUGAUCUGCUGGCUGCAGAAGGGGCUUCCUUUCAUCUUAAUCCUCCUGGCUAAACUAUGCUUUCAACAUAAGCUAGGCAUUGCUGUGUGCAUCGGGAUGGCCAGCACAUUUGCCUACGCCAACUCUACCCUCCGUGAGCAGGUGUCUCUGAAGGAAAAGAGAUCAGUCCUGGUCAUCUUCUGGAUUUUGGCCUUCCUGGUGGGGAAUACCCUUUAUGUAUUGUAUACAUUUAGCUCCCAACAGCUGUACAACAGCCUCAUCUUCCUGAAGCCCAACCUGGACAGCCUGGAUUUCUUUGACCUACUAUGGAUCGUGGGAAUUGCUGACUUCAUGCUGAAAUACAUCACCAUCGCCCUCAAGUGUCUCGUCGUGGCCCUGCCCAAGAUCGUUCUGGCCGUCAAGUCCAAGGGUAAGUUCUAUUUGGUGAUUGAGGAGCUGAGCCAGCUGUUCCGGUCACUCGUUCCCAUCCAGCUGUGGUACAAAUACAUCAUGGGCGAUGACCCCUCCAAUAGCUAUUUCCUAGGAGGGGUCCUCAUCAUCCUUUACAGCCUUUGCAAGUCAUUUGACAUCUGCGGCCGGCUGGGUGGAGUAAGGAAGGCCCUGAAGCUUUUCUGCACUUCUCAGAACUAUGGAGCUCGGGCCACAAGCCAGCAGUGUGCUGAGGCUGGUGAGAUCUGUGCCAUUUGCCAAGCUGAGUUCCGGGAGCCUUUAGUCCUGAUGUGCCAGCAUGUAUUCUGUGAGGAGUGUCUCUGUCUUUGGUUCGACCGGGAGAGAACUUGCCCUCUCUGCCGCUCAGUUGCCGUGGAAACCCUGCGAUGCUGGAAGGAUGGUACCACCUCCGCCCAUUUCCAGGUGUAUUAGGUAAAAAGACUUUCAUCGAUGGAAGGGUGGAAAGACCCUAGAGGAGCAGAGACGUUGGAAAAAGUCCCUGGAUCUUUAUCCCAUGUCAGUCUCAUUUAAUUGGUCUGUCCCCAGCAUGGCCUUCUGUCCUUAGCCACGCUCUGUGAAGAAUGUGCUGUUGAAUAGUUACAACUAUGGGUCCCUUCUGUGGGACUUUGUUUA